Molecule: messenger RNA, 720 nt
Organism: Racocetra persica
Lineage: Eukaryota; Fungi; Glomeromycota; Glomeromycetes; Diversisporales; Gigasporaceae
Source: the annotation of a GenBank genome assembly
AAAAGUGGUUGAGGAAUUAUCUAUAAGCCCCUACACAACAGACAGCCAAAAUAAAAACUCCUUUAAAAUAAAAUUGGCUGGUUCCCUAACCAUAAGCGAUUUUGUCAUUCUAAAAAAAUUGUAUCUUUACGAUAACGAACUUGCUGAAUUAAUCAUUAAUAACUGCCCCGAAAUUGAGUUGAUUAACUGUGCUGCCAACUCACUUACUGACGUGGGUUUUUUGACUACCCUCUACCCCGAAAAAUUGACCAAUCUUCACUUGGAAAAUAAUAAUAUCUCAGAGCAAGAUUUAAGUUGUUUUGCGAAAUUUGUCAAUCUAACUACGCUUUUAGUCGGCAAUUCGGAUAAAAACAAAAUCGAACAAGGCAUUUAUAAUCGAUUUACUGGCAACCUAGAAUGUUUAAAAAAUUUAAGCAAGUUAGAAAGGUUAAGUAUUCAAAAUGCUGAUAUCGACCGGGGAUUAGAAUUUUUGCCUCGCUCAAUCCAAGAAUUUCAUUUAGUUUUCACGGGACUUAUGACUUUAAAAGUUGAAGAAUGGGCGGAGGAGUUGGCUCGGCAACAAAGAAAAAAUACUUCCCACCCAAAAAUUACGGUCUGGGAAAAUGAUUUAGAAGCAGAUAAUUCGGGGUCGGAAAAAGAAACCGGAUCGGUUAUUCACCUAAAUGAAAUCGCCCAAGAGUCGCACCAAUUACAACGAAUAGAGAUUAACCCUUACCAAAA